GGGGAGGACUGUCUAACCCCACUUGCCGGAAGUGCUUUUCCACAGUACCAAGCUGUUCUUGCAGUUCAGCUUUCCACCUCCCCGCGCGACGCUGGCAACAACAUGCUUCUGAUUCAGAUGCUCCACUGAGCUAUAAAAAUACAUUAAUCAGAACUGUGUGGCAUCUUCCUAAGCAAGACUUUCAAUGGGGCCCACUAUGGUUUACUUCAUCCAGAAGUUUUCUCGAGCAUCUUCAAAGAUGCUGAAGUACCCUUCCACAAUCAGACUAGGAGCCAGAAGGAGAAUAGAAACAUUUUCUCUCAAAACAUGCCUCCAGCAGAACUUUUCCCCCUUGUUUCCAAGGCCUUGGCUUGUCUCAUCAUUUCCAGUGUGUAUGAGCAAGACACAAUAUUAUCACACUUCCCCAUGCAGCUUUAAGAAGAAGCAAGAGCAAGCAGUACUUCCAGCCAGGCCACCACAAACCAUCAGUUACCUGCCUGACAGCCCAAAGCCAGCAUUAUACAUAACUCUGGCGGGACUAAUCCCCUUCAUUGCUCCACCACUGGUCAUGGUGAUGACAAAGACUUAUAUUCCCAUAUUAGCUUUUACUCAGAUGGCUUAUGGAGCCAGUUUCCUGUCUUUCUUGGGAGGGAUCAGAUGGGGUUUUACUCUGCCACAAGGUAGUCCAGCCAAACCAGACUUCCUCAAUUUAGCUAAUAGUGCAGCUCCUGUUGUGUUUUCAUGGCUUGCGUUCUUUGUUUCUGAAAGACUCAGUGAAGCUAUAGUCACAGUAAUAAUAGGUUUGGGGAUAGCAUUACACACUGAACUUUUUCUCUUGCCACAUUAUCCCAAUUGGUUCAAAGCCCUGAGGAUAGUAGUCACUUUAGUGGCCUUUUUUUCAUUUGUAAUCACUUUACUAGUUAAAGAUUUUUAUCCAGAGAAGGGACCCAAGAGACUUAGGCAAGUAGAAUAAAUAUAAAACUACUCUGUAGAUGAUGUUAGCAUGUUGGCUAGAAGCCUUGUAAGGUUGUGUUUUGGCAUCACCUUUUUCUGCCUCUUCAGUUUAGCUCUUUUUUCCCACCAAUGGUGAUUUAUUCUUCCCAAAUUAUUUUUCAUUUCUAGAAAUCUUUAUUUUAUAAGGAAUCACUGAGAAACAGCUUGAAAACCCUUAACAAGUCCUUUUCAUGUUAUAUUAGGUUAUAGUUCUCAUUCAGUCUUUUUAUGAACUUUAUAGUCAUCCACUUAAAAUUUUCAAUGUUUGAAUUAUUUUGAAAAAUGUAAAUUAAAAGAUGAAAAACCUUUGUGCUAGAGCUUUAGGAUCAUUGAAAACACACACACACACACCCUCAGAGGAAAACUUCGUAUCCAUGAGUGUCUGAAAAUAAUACGUGGCUCUAGUGUGGAGUUUUCAUUGCAGUUGCCCCUGGGAAUUGCGUUUCCAAGCUCUUUUUACCUGGCACAACCUAGUUAUUUGAACUGAAAGGAUCUGUGGCUCUGAAGUCAGUAGGGAGCAGUGUCACGAGGGAAAACUAUGUUCAAAGAAAAGCUAGACACAUUUUCCAGGUUUUACCAGGAUAUUUGGCAGAGUAUAGAUGCAACUUAUCUCCAAACAUAACACCAGCUGGUCAAAAAUAGUUAAACAGUUAAAAUAAUAAAGCCUCUAGGACAUACAAACUAGGAAAAGUCAAGCUGGAGACAUCUUAAUGUUCUAUCUAGUUUUGCAUGUCAACUCACACAAAAGCUUUUUUAAAACAGCAGAAGCAACACCUUGAAUUCUAACAUUAAAACUUAGUCUUUUGAGAUGCUUAGUCUCAUAAAAAAGGAGAAACAUUUUCAAUGUUGUAAGAAUUUAAAUCAGGAAAUGGUAUCAUCUGGUAUACGUUACCUUUGUAUAAGUAUUCGAAUAUUAGGUAACUUAAAUUUCAUAAGUAAAUUAUAUACAUAUAAUUUUCACUUUAAUGAUUCUUGCUGUGGAAAGAUCAUAAUCUAGAGUGGUAACUUGUUUACUUUGUUACACACCUGUUACAAGAUUUUUUUAUGAAUUGUGUGUUCAAGUCCUAAUCCACAGCAUCUCAGAAUGUGACCUUACUUGCAGAUAGGGUCUUUAUAGAGUUAAUAAGGUUAAAAUGAGAUUAUAAGGGUAGGUUGUAAUGUAAUAUUACUGGUGUUCUUAUAAUGGAAAAUGUAGAGAUAAACACAUAUACAGAGAGAAUACCAUGUGAACAUGAAGAUCUACAUGCCAAGGAGAGAAGCCUUGAACAGAUCCCUCCUUCUUAGCCCUCAGAAGGAACCAACUCCACCAACACCUUGAUUUCAGACUUCAGGCCUCCAAAACUGUGAGACAAUAAAUUCUGUUGUUUCGGGCUUCCCUGGUGGCGCGGUGGUUGACAGUCUGCCUGCCAAUGCAGGGGACACGGGUUCGAGCCCUGGCCUGGGAGGAUCCCACAUGCCGCGAAGCGGCUGGGCCCGUGAGCCACAGCUACUGAGCCUGCGUGUCUGGAGCCUGUGCUCCGCAACGGGGGAGGCCGCGAUAGUGAGAGGCCCGUGCACCGCGAUGAGGAGUGGCCCCCGCUUGCCGCAACUAGAGAGAGCCCUCGCGCAGAGACGAAGACCCAACGCAGCCAAAAAUAAAUAAAUAAAUAAAUUAAUUAAAUUAA
Messenger RNA from Balaenoptera ricei (Rice's whale), 2636 nucleotides. It is a transcript of the gene TMEM69, whose product is annotated as transmembrane protein 69. Bases 185 to 952 code for a protein of 255 amino acids. The record is from RefSeq and is a predicted model, not a curated record. The transcript has 3 exons. NCBI's taxonomy places the organism in Eukaryota, Metazoa, Chordata, Mammalia, Artiodactyla, Balaenopteridae.